UUGCGAGGAGAAAGAAGACCACAAUGGAGAAAGAUUUGUGAAAUCUAUUUAAACCUUCCUCUGCCUCAUUCCCACACAAUUGCUAUUUCAGCGGUGUGAAUCAUCUCUCCGCCUCUUUCAUCUCCACAGCCUCAACAUGUCUUUUGCAACGCAACCCAGUCCUCGAUCGAUGACUUCGAAUAGUCCUCAUCCUUUCGAUCCCGUCACCCCUCAAGAAAUCCGGCUAGCUGUGCGAGUGCUGGAGAAUGCCUUCUCUGAAGUCAAGCUUCGUUAUAACCGAAUUGAUAUCCACGAACCCAUCAAACAUGAGGUCCUCCCAUACAUUGAAGCUGAACGUCUAAGAAAGCCUCUACCGCGCAAGCCCACGCGCCUCCUAUACUCAUACUUCCAUCGUCUCGACACUCUAGAGUGCUGCAAGGCUCUUAUCAAUGCUGAAACCGCAUCGAUUAUCUCCACCAAAGUCCUUCCAAAGACUGUUCAGCCUCCUGUCGAUAUCGAUGAACUUGCUGUGAUCGAAGAAGUCUGCAUGAAACACCCGGCCGUGCAAGCAGAGAUCGCUAAACUCAACCUGCCCCCGGGAAUGGCAGUGUGCAAUGAUCCAUGGAUGUACGGUACCGAAGACCAGAACGAGACACGCCGUAUGUUUCAAUGCUUCAUGUACAUGAUGGAAGUCGACCACCCUCAGAACAAUCACUACUCUCUGCCAUGCAAGUUCUCACCCGUUUUCGACGCUUUCACCCAUGAAUUGAUUCGUAUGGAUUACCUGCCGGGCGGCGAUGACCACUCCUUCGUCGAGACCGAGGCUUGGAAGCCUGUUAAGGCUGUGCAAUAUGCUCACGACCUCCUUGAUGAGCCUGUACGCACAGAUCUCAAACCAUAUAUUGUCCAGCAACCAGAGGGUCCAUCUUUUAGCGUGGACGGCAACUUUGUCUACUGGCAAAAGUGGCGUUUCAGGAUCGGCUUCAAUAACCGGGAGGGUAUGGUCCUGUAUAAUGUUACGUAUGAUAAUCGCAGUAUAUUCUACCGUCUUUCGGUUUCCGAGAUGACAGUGCCUUAUGGAGACCCUCGGGCGCCUUACCACCGCAAGCAAGCCUUCGAUGUUGGAGACGUUGGUUUUGGCCUCAAUGCGAAUCAGCUCUCGCUGGGCUGCGACUGUCUGGGCCAUAUCAAGUAUUUUGAUGGCUACCGCGCGGACGCUAAAGGAAACCCGGUCCUGCUGAAGAACGUUAUCUGCAUGCACGAACAGGACAACGGUAUUCAACACAAACACACUAAUUACAGAACCAACGCAGCAACAGUCGUCCGCAACCGUCAGCUGGUCAUGCAGAUGAUCUGUACUGUUGCUAAUUACGAAUAUAUCUUCGCCUACAUUUUUGAUCAGGCGGCCAACGUCGAACUUGAAGUUCGUGCUACCGGUAUUCUCUCCACGGUACCUUUCGACAAUGAGGAUGGUAAGACCGUCAGAUGGGGUACAAAUGUUGGCCCCGGCGUUAUGGCUCCUUACCAUCAGCACAUGUUCUCAUUCCGGAUUGACCCCGCCCUCGAUGGUCCCAAGAACACCGUCUACUAUGAGGACAGUGUUCCUCUUCCCGAGGAUGACAAGAACCCCUACCUAGUAGGUUACACCACCAAGCAGACGAUCAUGAACAGGUCUAGCGCCGCAGACCUCGAUAUCAGUCGGAGCCGGGUCUUCAAGAUUCGUAACGACAAUAGCAUUAACCCCAUCACCUACAAACCGGUUGCAUACAAACUCCACGCCGCGCCCAGCCAAAUGCUUAUCCAGGGCAAGAACUCGAUCGGAUACCAGCGGGCUGAGUUCGCUACGCGCCCAAUUUGGGUCACUAAGUAUCAGGACGAAGAACUUUACGCUGCAGGCGAGUUUACGAACCAAAGCCACCGCGCAGAUGGUGUUGAGACAUGGGUCAAGAGAAAUGAUCCCACCGAGGAUGAGGAUGUGGUUCUCUGGCAUACAUUUGGACUAACCCACAACCCUCGCAUUGAGGACUUCCCCGUUAUGCCCAUGGAACGUAUCAGCGUCAUGCUCCGCCCGGAUGGCUUUUUCACCAAGAACCCGGCUGUUGAUGUACCGCAGUCAUCUCAGGCCUUCAACAAGUCGACUCUCCAUCCGGAAGCAGCGGCAGUGGCGUCUUGCUGUUCUGGCGCGGGUGGCAGCAAGGCGAGACUGUACAAACGUAUUGAUUGAGAAAUGGCCCGUUCGAUCCAAAUGUUUCUAGGCAUCACGUGAGUACUGUUGUAUGAUUUAUGACUAUAUAUACUGCCGAUAGGCAGUUUUAGCAAUAUAAAU
Molecule: messenger RNA, 2305 nt
Organism: Aspergillus saccharolyticus JOP 1030-1
Lineage: Eukaryota; Fungi; Ascomycota; Eurotiomycetes; Eurotiales; Aspergillaceae
Product: amine oxidase
Exons: 4
Coding region: 137-2203 (688 amino acids)
Biological process (GO): amine metabolic process
Molecular function (GO): copper ion binding; quinone binding; primary methylamine oxidase activity
Source: RefSeq, a predicted model, not a curated record